Messenger RNA from Paramuricea clavata, 894 nucleotides. The record is from the annotation of a GenBank genome assembly. NCBI's taxonomy places the organism in Eukaryota, Metazoa, Cnidaria, Anthozoa, Malacalcyonacea, Plexauridae.
GAUGCGACUUUUGUCGCUUCCGAGUGCGGGCUCGCUGUUUUCGAAGAAUUGCUUUGGAGUACCUGGAAAUAGAAAUGAAACCAAGCGGUUGUUGUUUCAUAUUUAUCGUUCUAUAGUUUGUUGUCGGUUUCAUAGUUGUGAGAUUCUGUUAAUUUGAUACAUGAUCGGAAACGUUUGCAAAGAAUUUGUGUUCGGACGUGUAAAAAUUACUGGUUUGCAAGUUGAAGUAUUAACAUGUCAACCCGUACUACUCUUGGCCUUGGGACACUAGUUGAAGAAACGAUAUUGAAACAGAGUGAUCAGUACAAAAUAAAGACAAAAAUAAAAAAUACUCUGCAAGAAUUGACUUUCAUAAGAAAACGAUUUAAGCUACAACUUUCUGAUCCUUCGUACAAACUUCGAUAUCAAUAUGCCCUCGAUUUUUGGAGAGAAAAAACGGCAAACGAAGAAAUUGAAAAUAUAGGGGUGGCGAAUAACCUGAUUAACGAGCUGAGGGAAGAACUAAACAGUAAAGACUGUAUAUAUUCAGAAGCCGAGGAGAGCAAUACAAAUUUGGAUGGAUUUUUUUCCAAAGAAACCCCAACCAAAGCCGGCAAAAGUGCAACAAAGCCGAACUCGGUCGAGAAGCCGGUUUGGUAUGUCACUAGCAAAUGUGAAAAUAAAUUUUAUGUAAAAUCUGCGAAUAACUGUGAAGCCGAGAUAGAAAUAAAUAGGCAAGAAAUUCUGUGUAGCUACAAGCUAAUUUGUCCUGGAGAUGAAGUUAAAGUCAUUCUUCCUUGUCUUGGAGACAAACACAGCAUUCAAAUAACAAAGUAUGUAAAUGGUAUAUAUACCGUAUUCACUGUAAUAUUAAAUAUAUAACACAUAUGGGAAGCACCCUUCUACAUGCAAUAU